Molecule: messenger RNA, 1424 nt
Organism: Punica granatum (pomegranate)
Lineage: Eukaryota; Viridiplantae; Streptophyta; Magnoliopsida; Myrtales; Lythraceae
Source: RefSeq, a predicted model, not a curated record
GGGAGGAAAGAGAGAGAGAGCCUAAUAUGGUAUCAGUGGAGCCUCCAUAGAAUAUCCACAUCUGAUGCAUGGAAUGAGGAUUGAGAACAGAUCCAAUUAGUCAAUUUCUUGCUGCCCCGGAGACCAAAAUCUCACAGACAAAUUCAAAAUAAACCCACGCCCCAUCUCCAGCAAGUUGAGCAAGGGAAGACAAGACAACCCAUUUCCUCGGGACUCUCCUGCCCCCAUCUGGUGGGCUGAUUAAGUUGAGGGAAUAGUGGUGGUGGGUUAAUGGGAAUGGUCUUCAACACCCCCCAGCAAAUCUCUUCCCCACAGAGCACAGAGCUCGAAGACUACCCUCCCAUGAAGAACUCGUCCAGAAUUAAGCUCCGGGAUGGAAGGUAUCUCGCUUAUGCGGAGAGAGGUGUUCCCCGGCACGAGUCGAAGUACCAAAUCGUCAUCGUCCACGGCUUCGGCAGCUCGAAAGAAAUGAACUUUCCUGUCUCCCAGGAGCUGAUAGAAGAGUUGGGCAUAUAUUUCCUGUUGUUUGAUAGAGCCGGUUAUGGAGACAGUGACCUGAACAUGAAGAGAUCGGUUAAGAGCGAAGCUCUUGAUAUCGAAGAACUGGUGGACAAGCUAGAAUUGGGAUCUAAGUUUUAUGUGAUUGGUGUGUCAAUGGGAUCGUAUCCCACUUGGAGUUGCCUCAAAUACAUUCCUCACAGGCUAGCGGGUGUGGCACUAGUAGUCCCGAUCGUGAACUACUGGUGGCCUUCUCUUCCGAAGAGUCUAACGAAAUUGGACUUUCGGAAGAAACUCAUCCGCUGGACACUGAGAAUCGCGAGCCAUGCUCCUGGACUGCUACGGUGGUGGGUGAACAAGAAGUGUCUCCCUUCAAAUUCUGUCCUUGAGAGAGACCCCACUUUCUUCAACGAACAUGACAUGGAAGUUCUGAAGCACUCGAAAGGCUUCCCGAUGCUCACUCGGGAAAGGUUACGACAGCAGGAAGUAUUUGACACUCUUAGGACUGACUUCAUGGUCUGUUUCGGAAAGUGGGACUUCGACCCGAUGGAGAUGGGGGAUCCAUUCCCAGAGAGUCCUGAAAGCUCAGUUCACAUCUGGCAGGGCCAUGAAGACAAGGUGGUCCCAGUCGAACUCCAACAGUGCAUCUCAGAGAAACUACCGUGGAUCCAAUAUCAUGAGAUCCCCGAGGGAGGCCACUUGAUUGUGCACUACGAUGGCGUCUGCGACUCUAUCGUGAAGGCUCUUCUACUUGGUGAGGAGCCGCUUACAGAUACUCAAGACAGCAGUUGAUUGUACUGUACAUAGGGGUGUGAUUGUUACAGGUUUUCCGAAUUCCAUUCGUUUAUUGAAGAAUCAGAUUGAUUCUGUAAAAUGUACAUUACAUUGAAUUUGUUCUAUUGAAAACUCGGAAACUUCACUCGGUU